Asparagus officinalis (garden asparagus) is the source of this 3137-nucleotide messenger RNA. Its product is annotated as histidine--tRNA ligase, cytoplasmic-like. The transcript is spliced from 8 exons. The record is from RefSeq and is a predicted model, not a curated record. Gene Ontology annotation, molecular function: histidine-tRNA ligase activity; ATP binding. Gene Ontology annotation, cellular component: mitochondrion. NCBI's taxonomy places the organism in Eukaryota, Viridiplantae, Streptophyta, Magnoliopsida, Asparagales, Asparagaceae. Gene Ontology annotation, biological process: mitochondrial translation; histidyl-tRNA aminoacylation. The coding region runs from base 187 to 2919 and encodes 910 amino acids.
UUCGCUCUGUGCUCACCACGCAGCUGCGUAGCUAUCUGAUCACCCCUCAAACCCAUUUUAUACCCACCUCAGCAGCCUCAAACUCCUGCCACCCCCGAUGUGGGACUAAACAAAGCUCCAAUUCUCCCCUCCCCAAAUACAUAAGCCUCUGCACGGUUUUUCCUCCCUAGGGUUUCGAAGCUGUCAAUGGCGUCCUCCGUCGUCACCGUCGGCGGUAAGGGCUCAACUCUCUCUCCUCUCUCAGUCUAUUCAAUCUCCAAUGCCUUGUCAAGGGUCAAAAUUGAUUCCUCCGCUUUAGACAAGCUCUCUUCUCAAUCGAAGAAACCCUCUUCGAUAUCCCCCCCCCCAAAAACCCUACCACCCACGAACCCUAAUUUCCUAACCACAGAAGAAUCCCGUGCUGCUCUCAUCGUCCUCUUGAACAAACUCAUCCUCUCCGAUUCCGACAUCCGUCCUGUUCUCCCGACCCUCAUCGAAGAAACCCUCAACCUCGAUCACGGGCACGAAACCCUGGACUUCAGUUCGACAUUUCAACUCCUCGACUCUCUCUGCCGGUUGAAUGGUAAGAGACUUGAUGAAAUUGGAGUGACAAGCGAUGAGAUUGGGGUGAUUGAGGGCUCUUUCGCUGCCUCGACCGGGAUUUGUGCGAUUUUGGAUUGCUGCGCUUCGGCUCUGGUGAGGUUAUCUGAUGCUGUUGCUGCGUUGUCUUGCGAAGCGGGUCGGGUUGAUGUGAAGGUGUUCAAUUUGCCCGUUUCGGGUGAUGGGUUUUCGAUUAAGGAUGAGACCAACGUGGCUGGAGAUAUGAAGGUUCUGUUGGCGGAAUCGAAGCUUGCGGAUAAGGUUGACUCGGUUUUGUUUGCGGAGAUUCCUACUCUUAAUGCUAGUUUUAGAGAAGCUGUUAGGUCUUUGCAUUCUAGAGUUCGGGUUGAGUUGAACUCUGUUGUUAAAGCGAAGAAGACAGUUGGAGUUGGGAGUAAGGGAAAAGAGAAGGCUUUUGUUGCUUCCGUGUUGCCACUUGCGAUGGCUAUUCAGUCUAUGAGUGAAUGCAGUUUAGGCCGAGCUAGAUUGGCUAUUGAAUCAUUGAGUGAUCAAGAGCUAAAAGCAAGAGUGUUGGAGAAUUUUGAGAAGAGAAGUCCAAAUAUUGACAAGUUAAAAGAAAGUUUUCAGGUGAUUACUGAAAAGGCUUCAUCUGGGUCAGAUUAUGUUAAAGGUUUGCAUUCUGUGUAUGAUACUUUGAUUAACUUUAGAGAGAUUCUUGCUUGGGAGGCGGUGGUGGCUCUAUUUGUGCUUGACACGGAUGAAUCGAUUGAAAAGGUUCAAGUUGGUCCUUCAGCUAGUAUUCUGGAGAGUGGAGAGAACUCAAAGGGUGAAAAAAAGAGCGAGAAGAAGAAGAAGAAGAAGAAGACUCUAGGGAAGGGAACUUCACUUAUAAGGCAGCUUCUUAAAGACCGAUUUAUGGGCAAAAAUGAGGCAUCUAUUGAAGAUGUUGCUGUUUUGGUUGAGUGGGUAAAAGAACUUCUGCUUUACUUCGAUCCCAAGGACAGUGGACUGGAUUCCUUGCUGAAUAAAGUGAAAGAGAUAGUUGAGAACAAUGAUAGCAGGAGACUGCCAAAAAUCCCGAAAGGAACCCGUGAUUUUGCAAAAGAAAAAAUGGCCAUAAGGGAGCGUGCAUUUUCAAUUAUCGUUAAUGUUUUCAAGAUGCACGGAGCAGUUGGACUUGAUACUCCUGUAUUUGAACUUAGAGAGACUCUUAUGGGGAAGUAUGGGGAAGAUUCAAAGUUGAUAUAUGACCUUGCUGACCAGGGUGGUGAGCUUUGUUCUCUGCGAUAUGACUUGACUGUCCCUUUUGCACGAUACCUUGCAAUGAACAAUAUCAGUGCGUUGAAGAGGUACCAAAUAGCUAAAGUGUACAGAAGAGAUAAUCCAUCAAAAGGGAGGUUUCGUGAAUUCUACCAGUGUGACUUUGAUAUCGCUGGUCAAUAUGAAAUAAUGGAACCUGAUUUUGAGGUUAUCAAAGUUCUGACUGAACUGCUGAAUGACCUCAAUAUAGGUGAUUUUGAGAUAAAGCUGAACCACCGGCAAUUACUGGAUGCAAUGUUGGAGAUAUGUGGUGUGCCUUCUGAAAAAUUCAGAACAGUAUGUUCUAGUAUUGACAAAUUGGAUAAGCAAUCAUUGGAAGAAAUAAAAAAGGAACUGGUGGAUGAAAAAGGCUUGACUGUUGAAAUAGCAGAAAGAAUUGGCAUGUUUGUAAAGAAAAGAGGUUCGCCACUUGAAUUAUUAUCAGAAUUGAGAAGCAAGGAUAGUCAGUUGUUGGAUAACGCUGGAUCUGUUAUUGCCUUGAACGAAUUGGAGAUUUUAUUUAAAGCUCUUGAGAAAUCAAGAUGUAUAGACAAAGUUGUGUUUGAUCUGAGUCUUGCAAGAGGUCUUGAUUAUUACACUGGAGUUAUAUUUGAAGCAGUGUUUAAAGGUUCUACACAGGUUGGUUCUAUAGCAGCUGGCGGGCGUUAUGACAAUUUAGUGGGGAUGUUCAGUGGAAAACAGGUCCCUGCAGUUGGUGUUAGCCUUGGAAUUGAGCGCGUGUUUGCAAUUAUGGAACAGCUCGAAAAUGACAAACACGAGGCAACUCGUGCAACCGAGACACAAGUAUUGGUCGCGAUUCUCAGCAAGGAUCUCGCUCUGGCUGCAGAGCUAGUGAGCGAACUGUGGGACGCAAAAAUUAAAGCAGAGUUCGGACUCACCAAGAGAGUGAUGAAUCACAUCAACCGCGCAAAGCAAGCUGGCAUCCCUUGGAUGGUGAUUGUGGGUGAAUCAGAAAUAAGUAGCGGUAUUGUCAAAUUAAAGAACAUUGAAGUUAACCAGGAGGAUUCUGUGCCUAGAGAAGAAAUGGUUAAUGAGCUUAAAAGAAGAUUAAACAUUUGAUGCGCGGAUCAUGUCAUUGGGUUGCAAGUUACUGUAAUUUGUUAGGCUACUGGCAAUUGUUUGUUUGUGGUUAGGGUGGAUCAAUUGGAUAGAUGCUACUUGUUGGGUGGUAUUUUGUAAUCCUUUUUUUUUUUUUUUCAUUUUUACAAUCUAGAAAUUUAUCAACAGACCACACUGUGGAGACUAGAGAAAACUAUACGAAAGUCUUUUUAAACAAA